AUUUUUUUGUCUUCAGUAUUUGAAUGCACUCGGGUGAAUACGUUUUUGACUCACUUUAACCAAAUAAGCAUCGCUUUAAUAGAGAAACAAGACGCAGGAAAUGGGGUGUCAACUUUAUUUGCUCAACGUAGACCUAAUCUAGUAUGUAAACGAAACGCGUUUGUGUUCACAAGGGUUUAUAUCGUCAUUCAUAAUGGCCGAGACUCAUAGAAGAUUGCCAUUCGUCUACGCAUCUCUCGAGAUAAACUACAGAGUAGUUUAAAAUUGAACGAUUUAAUGAUCAAAGUGUUAGAGUGUAAUUUAGAAAAAUGUGGAAUUGGCACGUAAAAGUGAGGAAACUCAACGAUUUACAAGGAGUGAUUUUGUUGGUGUUCGCGACACUACCGCUGAUAGCAUCGACGAAUAUCGACUGCCUUGGAAAAGCUUUUCAUUGUGUUAAUUCGACUCAUUUCAUGAUAUGUGUGGAUAUCGGCGCAGGGUUUUCAAGUACGAUUGAUGAUUUCGUUAUACCGUGCCCUCCUACAACAGUUUGCCAACAAAAUAAUCGAUUUGAGUGUGAAUUUCCACCUAUCACGACACCUGCACCGACGUUACCGACAGUUAGUUAUGUUAAAGAAAGCAUCCAAUGGCUCGAUCCCACAAAUCCGACCCACGAAAAUAUUAUUCGAUCAACACAGCUCGACACAACGAUAAACGAAGCUUACAAUACCAUCAGCACAACAACCAUAGCAAAUCUUGAAAACGACAACGAAAUCACUACACGAGCGUUGGAAAAAUAUCCAUUAGGAUCAAGUGCUACGAAAGAUUUUUUUUGGAAUACUUCUCCAACGCUGGAUGAAACAACUAGUCAUUAUAAAGAAAAACGGGAAAGCGUUUCAACAAAUCCUCUAACGGACUCAACUACGGAAGCUAUACCGGAAAAAUCGACGCUUAGUGUACAAAAAGAAACAACGGAUGAUAGUUUCAUCGCAACUACUAGCCUACAAAAUGAAAACAUUCCUGCCGUAAUUUCCACGCCGCUUUCUAGUGUGAAUGACCCAAUUGCAACAUCAAGUUUCCAAACAACAGAGAAAAAUAUAAAAUUAUCGACAAAAGCGGAGUCUGAAUAUGUAAGCUAUAAGCCAACGUAUUUAUCAAACUUAGUUUCUACAAUGGAACCUGCUACCGAAUAUUAUACAUCGAAUGACAAUACUCAAACACCCAGAACUCAAUAUUUACCGAUUACAACUUCAACAGAUAGCGUUUACACAACUGCACCUACCAUUGUAACAACGAUAGCACAAUUUAUAGAAACAUCUGCAAUCACAAGUAACGUUUUGAAUGAUAGCAACAAAAUAAAUAGUGAAAAUUCGGAUAUAAAGUCAACGACCAAAGCUUUUCAAGUACAAUCUACGCUUGAUACAAAUAAAGAAAAUACUCAUGAUGAAAUUACUACUCCUGAAGUUAGUCUAAGUGUAAACCAAAACAUUCGACCUGCGGUCUCUGUCACUAAUCAUGUAAUUCCAACUGAUUCAAGUUAUGUUUCGACUUUAGCUGCUGGUUCUACUAAUGACGAUAAAUUGAUUACCGGUAUUUCUACCGAAUCAUUGUCUGUUACUGAUAAAAUUAUAUUGGAAGGCAAUCAUAAACAGUUUAAUGACGUCAUUCCAAUUAUUACAUAUACUACGACAAGUGACGCUUUUGCAUCCAAACCUAUGACUGAAAUUGAUUAUUCUAGUAUGACGGAAUCAAGUUUAAAAAUUAGAGCAGAUGACGAAAUCAACCCGAUUGCAAAUGAGGUCACUACUAUAAUGGAUAGUAUUUUAGUAGAAAAAACGAAAUCUACAGCUUAUGUAAUGGACGAUGUAAUAAGUUCCACCACAACGGAAGAUUCGGUUUCUCAAAUCAUAAAAAGUCCCCUUAUAUUUGAUAAAUUGAAUUCGACCGUAUCGAAUGUAAAAAGUUACAUAGAUUUUGCCGAUACAACUACUGAUAACAGCAAUCUAAAUUCAGUAAAAAUAAGUGGUUCAUCCGAACCUAUUGUGAUAACCACACCCAAAUUGUCUACAUCCAUCGAUGCUACCGAUAUUAAAAAUCUAAUUUCAAUUGACUUUGACACAACAGUAUACACAACUACAGAAAACACCUUAUUUAAGGAAAAGCAGAAAGAUAAGCUCAGUAACAGAAUUUCAGCAGCAAUUGUUCAAGCCGACGCACCAUCAUUUGAAACUAUGGAUACAACAUCGUCUGUUCCAACGGAUACCAGUACAACAGACAAAUUCAAUCCGUAUGUUACUAUAUUGGACGAAUCAAAAGCUUUUUCAACAGUUUCAUUAAACAAUGUUCCCACUGCGAUUCCUUCAAGUAUAAAGACAAUAAAUACAAAUACUUCUACAACCGUAUAUAAUUAUACGGAGUCUACGACAUCAAAUGUGUUAAAAGCUCAGAGUUUGAAAACAAUUGAAAAUGAUUUGGAACAGGAAUCAUCCGUUAUUAAAAAUAAUAACUUACAAGUGCCUCCUCAACCAAUCAAUCAGUCCUGGAAUACGACAGCAACAUUUGUAACAAAUUCUACUACUGCAAGUGAAUUGGAUACGGCUGGCAUUGUUGUGACUACAGAAAUAGCCACAUUAACUUCAUCACUGAGUAAUUCACUAAAAAAUGAAUCUGCAUUUGGUACGGAAAAUGAUUAUUACCAAAAAAAUAUUGCAACGUUUGGACUAAUUAAUGCUGCACAGAAAGUGACAGAACUAGAACAAAGGACAAACGGUUUAGAUGAUGAAAUUCAAUCUACAACACCAACUAUAUUCAAUGAAAUUGAAAAACCGGUAACUGACACAAUUCAUUUUAAUGAAGCGACGCAAUCGUAUACCAAAUUAUAUAAGAAAGAAAAUAAAACUAAAUCAGAAAUUAAUGAUACACCGAUUCCGUUUUCUCUGACCAAUAACAGUUUACCCGCUGGAAAAUCGACUUUAAAUAGUACGAGUGUGGGUCAGAGUACCUUAGACCAGUUGUCUUCUGAUUACCCUGAUGACCUUAAACAAGUAAAUAAUGUAGGAAGUGGGUUGAAAAACAUGAACAGUGAAGCAGUUAUACAAGAGAGUCAGAUUACAACUUCACAAAUAGUGUUCGAUGAGGUGUUGGGGAAAGAAUUAGUAUUAGGAGCAGAACUAUCAACCUUAAUUGGUAUCGAAAAACCUAACUUAAUGCGCACGGUAGAGGAUACCGGUGAAUUACAGAUUCAGAAUUCCCUCAAGACAAUACCACUUAGGUCAUCACCGACAUCAAGUCUGAAAAUCGAGUCACCUGGGUUACCGUUGGUAGGUACUGUACGGGAUUCUGAAAUUAACGGGAAAAUCUUAGAAGUCGCUAAAAAUGAUCCCGCAGCAGAAAUUAGUAACCGAAAAAAUUCAAAAGAUGGAACUCCAACACUAAAAAUUUUUGUAGAUUCACAGCCAAAAGUUCGAUUAUAUUCUGAGCCAACUGUAAGCUAUUCUAAGAGUGAAGAUCUAACUUUUUCACACUACACUGUUACAGAACCUUCUCAGAAAGUACAAGACUUUUUGAAUAGUGCGGCAGUUAUGGAUAAUAUUGGAAACGAAGGACACAAACAUGUUUCACUGCAAAAGAGUGAUAGUGAAUACAAUUCUGUGCAGAUUUAUAAACAACCAGAAUCAGUCUCUACCACACCCAGCAUUUUGGACGAUAGAAAUUUCGAUCAAAUUUUAUUGAAUGAUGAAAAAGUGGCUUCAACAAUCUAUCCAGAUUUAAAAAAGGCCACAAAACUAGUAAAGGUAGCUGAGAUUCCUAGUAAAGGGACACGAACAAUUGAUCUAGAAACUAUCACCUAUCUAGAAAAUAAAGAGAAUAUUGCAAAAAGUGAACCGACUCCUCCUUCAAAAACGAAUUACGAAGCCACGAGCCUAAACCAAAAUAUAGAUGCCGUAAUUGAAAAUAAUUCUAAACUGAAGUCGACCAUAAAAACUCGUGUGAAUGUGGAAUCUAACAAUAAUAAUGAUGGCAGAGUGAACACACAAAAAUUGAGUGACACAGAACAGACAAUAGCAUCAAAGGCUACUAAUUCUUAUAAUCUAAAAAAAAUAGAGGCAACCGUAAAUCGUGAAAAUAACAAAGAUAAAACCGUUUCAACGAUACUCAACUUAUCAUUCAAUUGUCAAUACAAGAGUAGAGGAAGAUACGGUGAUAACAAAGAUUGUAGAAAGUUCUAUAUUUGCAUAGGAAGAAAACAACCUAUUACUGGAAGGUGCCCCGAAAACACAGUAUUCAGUGAAGUAAGAAAACAAUGCACAAAAAACUUAUCAUAUUGCGUGAGAAAUAAUCGAUUCAUGUGUGUGUCAAAAGGCAGGUACAUCGACAUUAAAAAUAAUGACCUUUACUAUAUUUGUGUUAGAAACGGAAAUAGAACAUUUGUGAGAUAUACAUUUCAAUGUCAAAACGGUUAUUAUUUGAAUAAAAUUUUAGUUAGAUGUUUACCAAUCACAAGUUCUGAUAAUGUCUCCAAAAUAGUGGUUACCAAAGUAAAGAAAGAUAAGGAAAAACUAGCUAUUAAAAAAUCGGCUAAAAGCGAAAGCUCUAGAAAAAAUAGCGAUCAAAGUAUCAACCAAAAUAAUUCUGGGGAAUCUGAUAAAAACAGUGAAUUGAUUGAGUCUGUAUGUGAUGAUGUUGGAAAAUAUUCUGAUCCAGAUGAUUGCAGAAUAUAUUACAUUUGUUAUAAAAAUGGAAAGUCUGAAAUGAAAAUUAAGAAGAAAAAGUGCGAAAGCGAUGAGGUUUUCCAUAAGAAGCAAAAAAGAUGUGUUGACGCUGAAAGUUACGAAUGUUCUACUAAUUAAAUAACCUUUUUGAUUUUGAUUAAAUAACGAAUCACAUUAUUCAAAUUUAAUAUUUUACUUUUUUUAAAUUACACCACGUAUGUAUCAAUUU
This is a messenger RNA of Bombyx mori (domestic silkworm), 4920 nucleotides long. RefSeq names its product mucin-2. NCBI's taxonomy places the organism in Eukaryota, Metazoa, Arthropoda, Insecta, Lepidoptera, Bombycidae. Gene Ontology annotation, cellular component: extracellular region. Gene Ontology annotation, molecular function: chitin binding. Bases 309 to 4829 code for a protein of 1506 amino acids. The record is from RefSeq and is a predicted model, not a curated record. The transcript has 2 exons.